AUGAGCAACAUUUUCUCGCACAUACCCUUAGAACGUGAGGUGUUGCCUUUGGCCACUGUGAACCGUUGGUGGAACAAAAUGGCCACCGAACGAUUGUGGUAUAAAUUCCGUGGAUUGAAAAACGAUAAUCGUACAAAAUCCUUCGCGAAAUUCUUAGGCACCUUGAAAUUGGCAAAAGAAGGAAAAUGCUUUCAUAAUUACGGAAAAUAUGUUCGUAUAUUAGAAUUGCCGGAAUUAGACAAACUCAAGAUAAGCCAUCAAACCAUUCUCGAAACUUUAGAUUGUUGUCCGAGGAUUGAAGAAUUUUGUAUCGGAGACAGAAUAUUGGAUAAAGAUCAAGUGUACGAUUUCACUGAGCGUUUACCAAAUCUCAGAUUCUUUAAAUUUUUGGAGUCAGUAGAUAUUAACGACGGAAGAGCGAUGGGUGCACUGGCGCAACAUUGUCCGUACUUGGAAGUAUUGGAACUAAAAAAAGAUAUCGCAUGUGCAGGUGAAGUUUUACUUUGGAUCGUGGAGAAGUGUCAAAAAAUUAGUCGGGUCGAUAUUUUUGAAAAAAAUUACGAAGAUGAGAUCAUGAUUCAAAUUUUUCGAAUGAUUCCAAAUAUAACUUCAUUGACGCUCCAUCAGUGUAUAUCGGUGAGUGAGGAAUUUUUAUUGGAUAUUUUUAAGUUUUGUCCGAAAUUGGUCACAUUAAAAGUAACCAACAUGGCAGAGGUUACAACAGCGUUUGUGCUGGCUACAGCGAAAAAUUUCAAAAACUGUCCGAGAAUCACUGUGUACAAGGUCGAUCGACCGCUGGAUAGUCGUGUGGAGGCUUCGGAACGAGAUUUGAAAGCGUAUCUUUAUGACUGUGAUCUGGCGGAAAUCAUCGAUUAUUACACUAAUAGAAAGGGAAGCUUGGAAGAACUGACAUUGAUAGAGCUUCACCUAAAUAAGAAAUCUUUUGAAGUCAUUUGCGAGAAGUUUGACUUACUUAAACUAGAAUUAAGGAGUAUUACAGGAUUAAAAAAAUCGGAUAUAUUAGGGUCGUUACCAAAUUUAAAAAAUCUGCACACUUUUUUCGUCAGAUUUUCCGAUGUUUCCCCCGAACCGCUGCUGAAUAAGGAUA
Molecule: messenger RNA, 1108 nt
Organism: Acaulospora morrowiae
Lineage: Eukaryota; Fungi; Glomeromycota; Glomeromycetes; Diversisporales; Acaulosporaceae
Source: the annotation of a GenBank genome assembly